Trichoderma virens Gv29-8 is the source of this 1383-nucleotide messenger RNA. RefSeq lists its product as uncharacterized. Gene Ontology annotation, biological process: transmembrane transport. NCBI's taxonomy places the organism in Eukaryota, Fungi, Ascomycota, Sordariomycetes, Hypocreales, Hypocreaceae. Gene Ontology annotation, cellular component: fungal-type vacuole membrane. The coding region runs from base 1 to 1383 and encodes 460 amino acids. The record is from RefSeq and is a predicted model, not a curated record. The transcript has 2 exons. Gene Ontology annotation, molecular function: transmembrane transporter activity.
AUGGCCUACCCUAUUGCCCAGGAAGAAAAUGAGUUGAGUGGUAUCUUUAUAAAUACACACGGCAACGAAGAGAAUUCCGAAGAUCGAAUACAAAAUGCGCAAACAUUACCCCCAGCUGACCACGGUCGCGGAGCAUAUCUCUCUCUCGCAUGUUGCACCAUUGCACAAGCUCCCAUCUGGGGAUACUCUGUAUCGUUUGGCAUCUUCCAGGAGUACUACAGUGAUCCCAUGCACGGCAUAGAUGCUUCUGCUGGGGCCAUCGCCACUGUGGGGUCGAUGCAAAUGGGCAUCAUGUAUCUCAUGAUGCCUGUCAUAUUCGUGAUACUGAACAAAUACCCAUAUCUUCGACGCUGGUGCGGCCCUGUCGGACUUUUAAUCACAGUGACAAGCCUAUCUGCUUCAGCUUUCGUCAGCAAUAUCGUGGGUUUGAUCGCGACGCAAGGCGCACUGUAUUCCGUUGGCUGCGGUCUUCUCUUCAGUCCCAUUUCGCUCUAUAUGGAUGAGUGGUUCAUUCAACGGAAAGGCCUCGCCUAUGGAAUUAUGUGGUCUGGCAAAUCAUCAGUAGGUGUGGCCAUGCCUUUCAUUUUUAGCAGCUUAUUGCGACGCUUUGGACUUCGCGCAACGAUCCUUUCGUGGGCUGUAGCUUCUGCAAUCAUGAUAGCACCAACCCUCGUCUUUCUUAGGCCGCGCAUUCCAUUGCCUUCUGUGUCUCGCUCGCGACCCCUUUCAUUCACGUUUCUCCGCCACAGUUCGUUUUGGAUGAUGCAAUUUGGAAUCGUCAUUCAAUCUCUCGGCUAUCUCAUGCCAAGUACAUAUUUGGCCAGCUACGCUUCAGCUAUUGGCCUCUCAUCUGUCACGGGUCCCAUUUUGCUUGCAUUAUUCUCUAUGGCUUCAGUGCCCGGAUCAUUAAUUCAUGGCUGGCUGGGCGAUAAACUAUCGGCGACGAAAGUGAUCCUCCUUUCAUCUCUUGGCAGCGCCGUUCCUGUUUUCCUUCUCUGGGGGCUUGGUCGCCAAAUUAGUACCAUGGUGGCUUUCGUUAUAUUGUAUGGCUUCUUUGCUGGGGGUUUUAGCUCGACUUGGUCCAGUAUGCUGCAUGAAAUUAAGAGAGAUGAUCGCACUGCGGAGACCUCUCUUGUCUUUGGUCUUCUUUUAGGAGGUCGAGGGCUUGGAUACCUACUCGGUGGUCCCAUUAGUGGCUCACUUCUGUCUAUAAAGGAAGCUAUGACAGAGGAGCCGCUGGGCUACGCUACCAAAUACGGGCCCAUGAUUCUCUGCACCGGUAUUACCGCCAUCAUGGGCGCUUGGGCCCCUUUGUGGAAAGGUGCGAGGAUCGUAGGGCAUCAGGGACUUACGACCUGCUCUCGCAUAUUCGCUACAAACUAA